Molecule: messenger RNA, 1884 nt
Organism: Hevea brasiliensis (rubber tree)
Lineage: Eukaryota; Viridiplantae; Streptophyta; Magnoliopsida; Malpighiales; Euphorbiaceae
Product: ninja-family protein AFP2
Exons: 2
Coding region: 493-1605 (370 amino acids)
Biological process (GO): response to abscisic acid; negative regulation of DNA-templated transcription; signal transduction
Cellular component (GO): nucleus
Source: RefSeq, a predicted model, not a curated record
CCGAACCCAUUCUCUCCUCUCUUCUCUUCUCCCUCUACCUUCAGCUUCCGUUUGCGUUGUAUUCCUCUGUUUCUGCUUGUUUCUGUCUCUAUUGUUAAUCCACUAUUCACUUCUUUCUGGGUUUCUUGAUUUUCUUUUUUUUUUUUUUGAAGAAAUUUCGUUUUUUCAUGAGUUCAUGCUUUUCACAAAUUCAAUAAAAAAGUCUACGGGUUUUUUUUUCCCCUGAUUGAAUAGGAAAACAGAAACCUUUCUGUUUUGGGCUUGUGGGUUGCGGCUUUGGGUUUUAAUUGUGACGCCUUAUGGUGCAUAUUCAUUAACGAAGAUAAUAUAACUCAAGUUUUUUUAGGCAUGGUUUUUUCUAAGUCAGAUCAAAAAUUUGCUUUUCUUUUCCAUGCUCCGUUUCAUUGCCCAAAAAAUACUGUCUAGUCCACUGAAACUCUCGUCUCUGUAUUCUCUUCCCUGUUUUUGUUUUCGAGAAAACCAAAAACAAACAUGGGAGAAGAAAAUGAAAACAAAAGCAGAAAUAGAAGCAGCAGCAGUAGCAGUAGCAAAGCAAUGGAGAGCCUGUCUUUGGAAAUAAACAGAUACCCAAGAGAUCUGUUGCAGAGAUUUAUGUUGAGUGACUCGCAGCAGCAAUACAAAACGUCACCAACUCAAGGAGAAGAUACGGAGGAGAUUGAGCUGAAUCUGGGGCUGUCACUUGGAGGCAGAUUUGGUGUUGACAAGACCUCCAAGAAACUAACACGGUCAUCUUCGAUAGCCGGCUCAAUACCACUAGUGAGAGAGGACGAUGCAUUUAAUACGUCUCUUAUGUCGUAUCCUGUCCUUAUGAGGACAUCUUCUUUGCCUACAGAGACAGAGGAGGAGUGGAGGAAGAGAAAGGAAAUGCAGAGUUUGAGGAGAAUGGAAGCCAAGAGAAGACGAAGCGAAAAGCAAAAGAACUUGAAUGCCAAUUUGAGAGGAGACUUGAAUUUGGAGGAGGAGAGAAGGGGAUUGAAUGCGAAUAGAGGAAAUUGGACAGCCGCAUGGACGAGGCUGGGUAAUAUCGGGGCAAUGAAACUGAAUAGGGGUAAUACUUUGCAGGGAUUGGUGGGGCAGCAUCAGGGUUCACAAGGGUCUAUGGAGUCUCAAGGAGGAAGCUCUUCUGGGAUGUCGGAAAUGGAGAGCAAGCCUGUUCAAGGAUCAAGCAGUGGUGGUGAAGCAAGAAGUCCCAUGAGUAAUCAAUCCUUGCAAGAUAGAAGCAAUCAAGAAGCUGUUGGUUCUUCAGGGACGACAAAGACAAUGGAAAACACAUGCAGAACUUCCAGACAAGAAAUGGAGAAUCCGUCCAAGAAACUUGAUUCUGCAGAAAAUAGAGGGAGGGAAAUUGGGACAAAUGCAAUAGAAGACAUGCCCUGUGUCUUCACUAUAGGAGAUGGUCCUAAUGGGAAGAGAGUAGAAGGCAUUCUGUACAAGUAUGGAAAGGGUGAAGAAGUGAGGAUAAUGUGCGUAUGCCAUGGCAGCUUUCUCUCCCCAGCAGAGUUUGUGAAGCAUGCAGGUGGGGGUGAUGUUGAUCAUCCCCUUAGGCACAUAGUCGUAAAUACUUCUGGUAGUUCUCUUUUUUAACUCGGUUAUCAUGUCAACCCCUCAAACGUACACAAGCGGGGAUGUGAAAUAGGAGAAAGAAAGUGAGAAUUUUUGGAAGAUAGAUUUUAUUUAUUUGUUUUUUCUUUGUUUUUUCCAUGUUUCAGAGAGACUUUCAGCUGGAACUCUGAGAGUGUCUCUCUUAAAAUUUCCUUUUAGUUUCAAUCUGUUGUUUCAACUGUGAAUUCAUGCGUAUGAUGAAGUGAAAGUCAGGGCAUUAUUUAUUUCCUUUUGAAAAUAUAUUAUAUACAUUUUUUUUAA